GGCGCAACGGUGUCUCCUUCACUUCGCCCUCCAGCCGCGGCGGCCGCAGCGCGAUCCCCGGCUAGCGGAGCGGCCUCAGCUGCGAGCGGAGCGGCGGCGGCGGCGGCGGUGACGGCGACGACGCCCCUCGGGACACCCGCAGGUCUCCCCUUCCCCGCGGCGUCGCCAUGGCGGACUGCUGUGUACGGACAUGCCCACGGCCAAUGUGUAUCCCUCCAUCCUAUGCUGACCUUGGCAAAGCUGCCAGAGAUAUUUUCAACAAAGGAUUUGGCUUUGGGUUGGUGAAGCUGGAUGUGAAAACAAAGUCAUGCAGCGGUGUGGAAUUUUCAACAUCUGGUUCAUCUAAUACGGACACUGGUAAAGUUAGCGGGACCUUGGAGACCAAAUAUAAAUGGUGUGAGUAUGGUCUGACUUUCACAGAAAAGUGGAACACCGAUAACACUCUGGGGACAGAGAUUGCAAUUGAAGACCAGAUAUGCCAAGGUUUGAAGCUGACAUUUGAUACUACCUUUUCACCAAACACAGGAAAGAAAAGUGGUAAAAUCAAGUCUGCUUACAAGAGGGAGUGUAUAAACCUUGGCUGUGAUGUUGACUUUGAUUUUGCUGGACCUGCCAUCCAUGGCUCAGCUGUCUUUGGUUACGAGGGCUGGCUUGCUGGGUACCAGAUGACCUUUGACAGUGCCAAGUCAAAGCUGACUAGAAGUAACUUUGCAGUGGGCUACAGGACUGGGGACUUCCAGCUACAUACUAAUGUCAAUAAUGGGACAGAAUUUGGAGGAUCAAUUUAUCAGAAAGUAUGUGAAGAUUUUGACACUUCAGUAAACCUUGCUUGGACAUCAGGUACCAACUGCACUCGUUUUGGCAUUGCAGCUAAAUACCAGUUGGAUCCUACAGCUUCCAUUUCUGCAAAGGUCAACAACUCUAGUUUAAUUGGAGUGGGCUAUACUCAGACUUUGAGGCCUGGUGUGAAGCUUACCUUGUCUGCUCUGGUGGAUGGGAAGAGUUUUAAUGCUGGAGGCCACAAACUUGGGCUUGCCUUGGAACUAGAGGCUUAAUCCAGUUGAAAGAAACCUCUGGGAAUGGAUAUCAGAUUUGGCCUUAAUGUUUCCGUGUGACCAGCAGGCUCCCCUUCCCCCCAGAAGGUGAUGAAAUCAAAGGGUGAUUAACGAAGAGCUGUAUUUUAAAUAUUUAGACAGUUUCCUGUUGGCUGGUUUCCAGUUAUCAGUGCUGCGGUCGUGCAGCCACCCAUACAUUAUUUAAAUGCAUUUAACUGUUAAAUGUGCUACCCACCAAUGAUGAAAUAGACGUUUAUGAAAACCGUGCCAUGGUGUGCAUGUUUGUUUUAUGUUCCUUUUAACAUUGACUAUUGUACUGAAUGAGAUGGAUCAGUGGAUGUCUUACGAUGAGGUAAAAGAUUUUUUUUGUUAUAUUCAGCCAUCAUUAGAAUUACUUUGGUAAUCCCAAACAUGACAAAUUAUGAAUAAAACAAGUGUACAUAA
Messenger RNA from Mesocricetus auratus (golden hamster), 1499 nucleotides. It is a transcript of the gene Vdac2, whose product is annotated as voltage dependent anion channel 2. The record is from RefSeq and is a predicted model, not a curated record. Lineage: Eukaryota; Metazoa; Chordata; Mammalia; Rodentia; Cricetidae. Gene Ontology annotation, biological process: monoatomic anion transmembrane transport. Bases 168 to 1055 code for a protein of 295 amino acids. Gene Ontology annotation, molecular function: voltage-gated monoatomic anion channel activity. Gene Ontology annotation, cellular component: mitochondrial outer membrane. The transcript is spliced from 10 exons.